Oryctolagus cuniculus (rabbit) is the source of this 5189-nucleotide messenger RNA. RefSeq names its product niban apoptosis regulator 1 (gene NIBAN1). Lineage: Eukaryota; Metazoa; Chordata; Mammalia; Lagomorpha; Leporidae. The record is from RefSeq and is a predicted model, not a curated record.
GGGCGGCGCCCGCUGAAGAGGCCGCCUUAGCCCGGAGCCGCGGUCGGCGCUCUCCAGCUAGCUGGCCCGCUACGCCCGGUACCGCACGGCACCGCGCCCGCCGCACCACGACCAUGGGCGGCGCCGCCUCCAGCCAGCUGGACGAGGCCCGGAGCGCCUACAUCCGAGGGAAAACCGAGGCUGUGCUCAAGAACUUCAGCCCCUACUAUAAGCGCCAGCACGCGGUGGCCUUCUGCGGUCACGUGCGCCGCCAGGUGGAGCAGCAGCGAGAGGCAGCGUCGCAGCUCCUGAAGGCCAAGCCACCGCUGGAGCCUGGAACGGUUUUGUACGAAGCAGAGCUAACACAGUUCGCUGAAGACAUCAAGAAAUGGAAGGACAGGUACAUCGUGGUCAAAAAUGACUUUGCCGUGGAGAGCUACGAGAGCAGAGAGGCCUAUCAGAAAGGAGCUGCUCCGAGGACCAGGGUCCUCCCAGUGGGCGGCAAGGUGUUCACCUCGCAGGCCGAGUACAGCCUGCUGGCCGACAGGCACUUCCCUGACCCUGCAGCCUCCGGCGAGAAGGAGACCCCGCAGCCCCUGGUGGCCCUGCCCAAGGAGUUCCCGGUGGUGCUGUGGCAGCCCUUCCUCAGGCACGGCUUCUUCUGCUUCGCCGAGGCCGCCGCCCAGAAGAGGUUCAGCGCCGUCCUGAGCGACUGCAUCCGCAGGCUCAACCACGACCUCACGAAGCAGACGACAUUUGAAGCCCAAGCCUUCCUGGCAGCCGUGCAGUUCUUCCACCAGGAGAAGGGCCACUACGGCUCGCGGGAGAUGAUCACCGGGGACGAAGUGCAGGCCCUGAGCAGCCUGGUGAUGGAGGAGCUGCUGCCCGCCCUGCAGGCUGACCUGCUGCCCACCAUGAAGGGGAAGAGGAGCGACAGGAAGAGGGCCUGGUUCGGGCUGCUGGAGGAGGCCUUCCACCUGGUCCAGCGUCAGGUGGCGGAAGGCCUGCGUGGCCUGAAGGAGGAGUGCCGAGCCUUGACCGAGGGCCUGGAGGGGAGGGUGCGCGCCGACAUGGACCAGAUCGCCAACUCUGAGGACUUCCUCGCCGGGAAGAUCGAAGCGAUGGUGGCGCAGCCGGCAGAGCAGAGCUGCGCGGAGAGUGUGCGGCCGUUCCUGGCGUCCAUCCUGGAGGAGCUCCUGGGGCCGGUGAGCUCAGGAUUCGGGGCCGUGCGCUCGCUCUUCGAAGAGGAAGUGGAUGCGCUCGGCCGGAGCUUUCAGAAUACCAAAGACGGUGACCAGCUGAAGGAGCACCUAGACGGCCUGCUGCGCCUGCCGCUGGACGCCGUGAAGAUGGAGGCCUGCUACCGCGAAGCCGCCCCGCUGCAGGAGCAGCUGCAGGACCUCAACAGCCGCUUCCGCUUCCCGCACGUGGACCUCGUGGUGCAGAGGGCCCAGAACUACAUGCAGGAGCUGAUGGGGAACGCCGCGUUCACCUUCACACAGCUGCUCGCCCCGCACCUGCAGGGAGAGCCCGCCCGAGCCGCCGCCGCCAUCGAGAAGGUGAAGCUCCGAGUGCUGAAGCAAUACGACCAUGACAGCAGCACCGUCCGCAGGAAGAUCUUCCAGGAGGCCCUGGUGCAGAUCACGCUCCCCACCGUGCAGAAGGCUCUGGCGCCCACGUGCAAACCGGAGCUGCAGAAGUUCGAGCAGCUCAUCUUCGCAGACCACGCCCACAUGAUCCAUGUGGAGAACGUCUACGAGGACAUCUUGCAUCAGCUGGUCCUGCGGGAAGCGCUGAAAGUGAUCCAGGAAGCCGCCAUGCAGAAGAAGCACAAUCUGUUUGAUGACAGCGUGGCCUUGCCCAGCGAGAGCGUGUCCAGCUUGACGGAUCUGAAAACCCCCACUGGCUCCAAGCCAGCCAGCCCUGCCCGGCGGGCAUCGGCCGCAUCGCCGGGAGCCCUCGGGAGCGAGGGCUCCGGCACAAGUGGGCAGGCCGAGGGACAGGUGCAGCCCGGCAGGAAUGGGCAGGGGGCUCCCGUGGGCCCUGACCACGACGCUGUGGCUCCUGUGGAGGGCGCGGCAGAGCUGGGGACCGCGGGGCACCCCGGAGACCCCGAGCCCGCCUCUGGCUCCCUGCGGGAGCUCAGGGAGCUGCUGGCCGAGUCCGCCCCCGUGGUCUACCAAGACACGGAAGGGGAGGCCCCUGGCGCCCCAGAAAAUGAAGAGGAAGAGGAGGAAAACGCCCCGGGGUGCACAGUGCACAGCGAGGCCACAGCCCCCGACGUGGACCAGGGUGCACACAGCGAGGCCGGCGGCGUGGAGGUGCCCGCAGCCUGUGGUGCUGACCCUCAGCCAGGCCCAGAAGGGCCCGCUCAGGACCCCUCUGAGAAAGAUCUCCAGGCCAGGGCCUCCGCCCAGGACGCCCAGGAGGGAGGAGAGGCCGCGGGCGCGGGGCCGAGCGAGGACUGGCUCCCGAUGGAGAGCCAGGGCGCCCAGGCCGCGGGGAGUGUGGGCGCAGAGGAGGCCCAAGUCCCAGGCGCUCACACGGCCCAGUGGGAGGUGGAGGCAGCCCCCGACCCUGAUGGCACGGAGACAGGCGGUGGUCAGGGGACCCCCCCGGAGCAGCCCUCAGAGUGAGGGGCAGCCCUGCCGGGGGCAGCCCCGCCCAGGGCCCCCCAUGGGUGUGGGUGCUCCGAGUGGUCAGCCAAAUGUGAGGCAUUUCCUUAAUUUGAGUCACAAAACUGAAGGGGCGGGACCUGCGCUGCUGCCCCCACCCCGGGACAGUUGCUGGGCGUUUUAGCCAGGGUGAGCGGGGGCCGCUUCCAGCCCACUCUGCGCAAGGCUGGGAGGCAGCCCCUGGUGCACUUUAUGCUUCUGAACCUCUGGAAGGGUGCGAAAGCCCGCUGGAGCCCGCUCUGCCGCCUCCCCAUCGCCCAGGACUCAGCGGGUGCCCACGGUCAGGCGCAGGGAGGCGCCUGCAGCCCUGGCGGGCAUCCGGGUGCCGGGGCUGUGGGACGGUCCUGCUGCGACUUCCCCUGACGACUUCUUGCUGAUUAUCUUGCUGGUUCCUCCCAGUGGGAACUCAGAACCCUUCCCUGGCGUGUGCAGGUGGACCACCCUCCAGGUUAGCCAGAGACCACAAGGAGCUCAAAGCUCACAGGUGGACAGCGACCGCGUGCCAUGCCCGGUGCAAGGCACAGCAAGGAAAAACAGAGGAGGCGCUACGGUCUGUAAGUUUCAACGCCCGGGCGAGGCCGACCUAGAAAACACGACUCCCCCCCCCAUCCAAACGUGCAUGCUCAUCCCACAGGGAACAAAAUGCGUAAACAGAGAGAUGAGUGAAGACGAAGCAGGUACCGGGCGCCGAGGCCAGAGCCGGGCGGCCAUGCUGUGGUUGUUCGGCAGUGUGUGAGUGCCAGGGACGCACUCACAGGGGGUGCCCUGUCGCAGGGCUGGCCUCCGGCCUGCGGUGGACACAGUCGUGUCUCCCAGGGACCAUGGCCUCUGGCUUGCCGGAGAUGGAAAAGAUUGGUCAUUGUCUUCCAGAAAAUUCCAAAUCACUUCCUAAAAACCCCCACCCCAGGCCCUGCUCUCGAAGUUUCUUUCCACAGACGUCAAUGUUAGACCCCCAACAGCUUGUUUUCACCGUCGCCAUCACCUAAGUUCAUAUCAGCUCUUUAGAGAAUCGACCCAGGAGUUAAAACACCCCUCCCCCGAGAAUGGCCCGGACUCUGGGUCACAGGGCAGAGCGGUGACCCGUCAGCCGUCUCGCCCCCCCCCCCCGGAGUUCCGCUCCUCUGUCCACGUCGGCCCCUCCCGCUACCGUCCCGACCCUGCUCUGCCCCCCCCCCCCCGCUCCUGCACAUCCUGCCAUGUAGUGCGGAGUCCUGCCUUUCCCGGGGGCCACGCUCUCCACGGGGUCAGGCGUCUCUUGUGCUUCCUGCUGGAAACCACAGCCCUCAACAGUGGCCUCCCUGCCGCCUCAAGUCAUUCUGAGGCCCCUCGUGUCCAGCACGGGACUGGCCGCGGCGCCAGCCGCUCCGGAGGCGUGGGGACCGGCCUCUCAGUGUGCCAGGGGCCGGGGUUCCGGGUGCAGACUCCUCGGCUGAGCUCUGCCUCGUGGAGUCUCCCCUUCAGUAAAGUCCGAAGUCCAGCGGGAGGUGGCCCGGCGCAGUGCAUCCCUCCCGGCCCGAAUCUGCAGGCCUUCCUCCCUCUCUGCCCCCUCCCCCCCACAUACACACCAAAGCUGAGCUCUGACAGCCCUGGGAGAGGCUGCGGUUCCCGGCGCUGCGCACCUGAGCCCAGCACCCGGCUUUGUCCACCCAGGAAGCCAGAGGGACCAAGUGGCAGGACCAGCCUGGAGCAGACGGGAUUCUUCCCUACAAGGAGUUCAGUGCGUCCCUCGGCGGAGCAGGCGUGGUUGUGCACUCGCAGGGGCUCAGGGAGGCGGCACGCACGUGAAGUGGCUAGUGUGCGGGCUACCGUCUGGGUGGGAUUCUCCCAGGUGCCCCGAGUCCACCCGGCCUUUCCCACACGCGUGUCUGGUCUCCUCCACGGUUUCCAGGCAGGAGCGGAGCUGCUGUGACCCAUGCGAGCGGAAGCGGAGACCUCUGCUCCCAGCACAGCCGCCGGAAAUGCGCAAACCAUGGACCCUGGCAGAGCCCCGUGGUAUAAGCCGGGCAGGUUUCUGUCGACCUUCCACAAAGGAGACAGCCAGCGCAUCUCUGCCUGCUCCGUGGCUUGGACCCAGAACCCGCAGACGCAGCUCUGCUGCGAGAAAGGGUGUGUUGAAGACGACAGGGACACGCUGCCCCUGUUUGUCCGAAAGCCCCGCUGAGAGGCUGGGAGGGGAGAGCUUCGGGUCUGGCCUGCCUGGGUUUGUCCUGAAGGGGCUCAGAGCUGGCUCUGUCAGUCUCCAGAUCAGAGCCAGUGGUCUCAAAGGUUUCUCAGGCCCAGCAGAAGUGAUUUUAGUGCGCGGUAACAGGUGCCAGGUGCCACGUAGCACUCAGGAUAGGGAGGAGGCGGAGCGCCGCCCAGCCGCCCUCAUGAUGUGGCAAAAAGGGGACAGCUGUGUCCUGAUGUGUGGGCAUGUGUGGGGUCGGCCGCCUGACCUCUGCAGCUUCCUAUGUAGAGCAAUUAAACGGCGAACACUUUAUAGCCAUGUAUUUACUCUGUCCAGUGCCUAUAUUCCAAUAAAAUGUUCACCCUGAA